UAGAGGGCGAGAUAUGCACCCAUGGUGCCACAAGAAGAACACGAAGAAGGCAGCGAAGGUAACUUGACUUUCAUGUGGACAGCUCAUCUGAUGGAUGUGAUGUGGAUCCAUAACUGUUUAAUGCUUACAAUUACUUUCAAUUUGGAAAUCUUACAGAUCCUGUGAGUCUUCAACCCCAGUUCUCCAUUGGAUAGCCUGAUAGUACCAGCUUUUGUUGAUCCUUGUUGACCUCGUCCUACACCUACACUAUGAAAGACCCAAAGAUUAAAGAUGACACUCCCAACACCCUGUCUAACAGAGACACCAUCGACCUGCCUGAUGAUGCCUCUUUGAGUGAAUCAGAUCCUGAAGAGUCCGUAGAGGCCUUCAGCAGAAAGGUGGAGGAACUGUCUUCUUCCUCUGAUGAGGAGGUCGUUCAGCCUGCCAGCCAAGUUUCUGAAUCUUCAUCUUUCAGGUUGGCUGGUGGAAGUUUGGGUUUCUCGUACCGCAGCAGGAACAUCUUUGAUCAGCUGGAUGGUGCUGUAAAACUCAAUUCAACCCCCUUGGCUGAAGACAACAUCAUGGAUGGUACUUUCGCUCGGCCCGCUCCACCAUCACCCCCUCAGUCUGCUCCCAUGAAAUCUGGUGAACCAGACAAAACCAAGAAAGCUUCAUCAGCCAAGAAAGUACCAGAUUACCUGAUUCACCCCGAGCGCUGGACCUGCUACAACCUGGACGACACUCCUGAAACCAGUGAUAGACAAAACAGCCAGGUGGCCCUUCAGUUCAUCCAGGGAUUACGGGACCGUAAGAGAAGCCUGGACGCCGGUGCGGAUUCUUUCAGCCCCAACUUUAAUCAAGGCCUCAGCAGCAGCUCUGAGCACAAGAUUAUCUUCUCCAAGCCCAGUCAAGCCUCCAAAGAUGAAGGUCCGAGCCCACAGAAGCUGGAGCGAGCUAAAGUGAAAGAGCUUGAUUUGAUCCAUUUAGAUGCUGGCCAAGAUGAGGAGGAAGAUAGAAAAACAGCUUCUGCUCAACCAGAACAUGAUAGAAAGGAGAAAAGACAGAGGAUGUCAGAGGAGAAAGAUGACCAAGAAAAAGAAAGGGCUGGUGACCCUACCUUCCAUAGCGGCAAGAAGGUGAACCGCAAGAAUUUCCGCAAAGCAGUUGAGGAAGAGGAUGAGGGCUAAACGUUUUUGAGCUUAUACUGCAGUAUCUAUAUCGUCUGAUCUUCUGUGUGUAUAUGACAUGAUUGGGAAUUGUGUGUUCUGUUUUCAAUUAAAAUAAUUUAAUAAA
Trichomycterus rosablanca is the source of this 1272-nucleotide messenger RNA. It is a transcript of the gene tssc4, whose product is annotated as tumor suppressing subtransferable candidate 4. Lineage: Eukaryota; Metazoa; Chordata; Actinopteri; Siluriformes; Trichomycteridae. The transcript is spliced from 4 exons. Bases 249 to 1166 code for a protein of 305 amino acids. The record is from RefSeq and is a predicted model, not a curated record.